This is a messenger RNA of Caenorhabditis remanei, 2529 nucleotides long. RefSeq lists its product as uncharacterized. The coding region runs from base 1 to 2529 and encodes 842 amino acids. NCBI's taxonomy places the organism in Eukaryota, Metazoa, Nematoda, Chromadorea, Rhabditida, Rhabditidae. The transcript is spliced from 10 exons. The record is from RefSeq and is a predicted model, not a curated record.
AUGACACGACCGCAGCAGCCACGAAUAGAUUUGAAUCAUGGAUACAUGCGAUUCAUUCGAAGGAAUCAACUGGAUCGCGACGAAUACGACCGGGUGCACGAGCAACGAAAGUCAGAGAUUCGAGAACGAAUCGGUGAAUCGCAGAGAUCCAUUGAACCAGUAAAGAAACCAAAUGUCUAUAUCCCACCACAUCUACGGCGUCAAUUGAAAGAAAUAGAGGAGAAGAGGGUUGAAGCUUCUGAGAAAGCUCCCCGCUCCAUAUGCCGAUCGGAUUCCGACUCGCAAGACGACGAAAAAGAAAUUUGUCCUAUUCUGAAAAAACAAAGAGAAGCAGACGACCAUGUACGAAAGCAAGUUCGUCGUAGAAUUGAACGAACUUAUCCAACCGUUGAUGAUAUAUGUUGCACAUUGGCUAACUACAGUCUGCAGGAGACAUCGGAGAGAUAUUCUAUUAGAGAUGGAGAGGAGGAUCUAUUCACGUUGGAGUUGACACUGAAAAAUGGAGAUAAGAAGACGAUUGGGGUGCCUCGGAACACCAAAGCAGCUCGCCUUGCAAAAUCUCUCUCCCGAGAGUACAAUUUCGACGAUUCUCAAUGUCGAAACUUACGAAUUUUCAUCGAAGAACAAUUGGAACAUCGACUUGCUCGCGAGGCAAGAAGAUCCCGAUCACCUGACCCUUCUGUUCCAACGUCUCCAAUGUCAUCAACGUCUUCGUCUUCCUCGUCGAUUACUUUUUCUAUGGCCCGGGCGCGCGUCCUCCCAACCGACUUCAUCAUUCCUAACAUAAUUAAUCCACCACAACCGUUGCCGCAACAACCUCCUCGUCGGUUAUACGCACACGAUCAAUCAUCAGUGACGCCAAUGACGAUGGUGAAGACGUUGGUGGCGUUAGCUACCGAGCGAAUGCUUCUCAAAACCAGCGGUCCUACAUUUUUGCGUGGAAUUGAGUUCAUGUACGCAGCAGGUUUGGCGCCUGAUCGUCUAUCGGUUAUGAUGACCUCAUCACACAAAUAUGUUCUCCAGUUUCACUCAAAAUGCGAUAUAAGACCAUUCGCGGCCAAUUAUCCGAAUUUCGGGAGAGUUUUGAGAGGCAUUGUACACGUCCGCGAAUGGCGUAUAAAGUCGAUUGAGUUCGUAAACGUAGCGUUUUAUAUGCGUGACGUUGACAAUUUGGAGCGCGCCAUCGAGAAACUUGGCGUGGAAUUGGUUCUUCUCCGUAAUUGUACAUAUCCGGGUGUUCAACGAGGAGAUGAGGCUGUUAAAUUUCUGUCAGCUCUUAAUCGAAAAAAGCAGGCAGUUGUAUGUGAAUAUGGCGAUGAUAGACUGAAACACAGAAUUGGCAGACGGGCCAGUGGACACAGGACGCGAAGGGCAAGCAGAAACGGACAAGAAGUCGUGGCGCCACCAGGUGAUGGUGCGGAAGCUAUUAUUGCUCCGGGAGCAGCACAACCAGCUGCCAUUGUACAAGUCGGUGCACUAGAAGAGAAUGUUCCGGCAGUAAUUGCACCACAUGGUGCUCGUGUGCACGGCGCUGCUCCUCACGGAAUUCGUCGACCAAUACCUCCUAAUCCUGAACAAGUCCGUCAGAUGCAACAGAAUCCACAGAUGAUCCCUCCGCGACUGGCAGUUCCAGUCGAGCGAAACGCAGAUGUUCCUCCAGCUGGAAUAGCUCCAGCUCCCCGAGUUGUCGAGCCCCAAAUUCGAAUUCUUGGGCAACCAGCUGGUAACAGCAAUGGGAGAGUUGUAGUCGGAGCACAUGUAUAUGAGUUCCGUGCCAUCGAUGCGCCAAAUGGAGAUGCAACUCCCCGUUAUCAUAACGUCAAUCAUCUUAUCAAUGUGCUCAAUGAUAAUUCGGCGAAUGACGUUCGUGUAAUUGUCCUCCCUAGUCGUGGCGGCGUUCCAGGAGCCGCAAUCAAUAUUAACAAUAACGAUAACUACGUCUUUCGACAAAUUACCCACCAAGAAGCUGUUGGAGCACCGCGACCCGGAGAUCCCAUUCAACAUCAUUUUGUUGCACCAAUCAGAGGAGAUCGUGCGAUUCAUAUGGGCCAGCUCGGAAAUGCUCAACAGCAACAACAGCAACAAGCUCAAUACGAUCAACAGCCGGCUCAGUUGAUGGUGGCACCACAAGCUCCUCGACCACAACGAUUUGUGCCACAGCAAGUGUGGGAUGCUUAUCCAAUAAAUCGUGCCGAUGCCGGUCAAAUUCCACAAGUACAAGCAGCCGCGCCGGAGCCAGUUCCGAUGUUUGGAGAUGCUGUCAAUGAACCACAGGUGCAAAGAAACGGAGAUGAAUCCAAUGACUCAACGGAUCGCGAAGAAAUGGACGAUGCCGAGCAUCAGAGAAACGAGGCAUUGAGAGAUUUAGUCGCAGAUCCCGAAGCCCAACCGAAUUUCGCUCCAGUUGACGCACAAGCUGUGGAUUUAGAUAUGCUGGAAGAAGAAGGGGAAGCUGAAGACGAUGAAGUGAUGGAAGGAGUCGUUAUGGAUGGACAGUUCAUGAUGGACGACCAAGCAGUCAUGCAGUAA